This is a messenger RNA of Archocentrus centrarchus (flier cichlid), 1656 nucleotides long. Its product is annotated as fibronectin type III domain-containing protein 7-like. Gene Ontology annotation, molecular function: protein binding. Bases 1 to 1656 code for a protein of 551 amino acids. The record is from RefSeq and is a predicted model, not a curated record. Lineage: Eukaryota; Metazoa; Chordata; Actinopteri; Cichliformes; Cichlidae. The transcript is spliced from 7 exons.
AUGAUAACUGACCUCUGUCGUUUGGCUCUCUUGCUCCUCUCAGAGCCGUGUCCGCCUGUGAGCGUUUCUGCUGAGGUGCUCUGUGAGAGCGAGGAGGUAAAGAUCUCCUGGCUCCAGGCGAGUGCUGCUGAGAAUUUCUUAGUUACAGUGAGAGGGAGCCUUGGAUACGUGAAGACCUUCAACACAACCAAAACCCUUCUGAAUGUCUCUUUGCCAUGUGGACAGGAUUUUAACGUCACAGUUCAAGAACAGGGCAGCACAUGUCACAGCAUCCCCAGCAGUCCUGCCCUCUUUAAAACAGUUCCAUGUAUACCCAGGGAUGUAGCAACCAAUGUAGAGUGUGAGUUUAAUGUGGGCUCUGUCAGCUGGCGGCCAGCUGACAGUGCUCAAACAUACAUUGCUGUAGCCACCGGCCUCGAUGGCCACACUCACCACUGCAUAAGCAAUACCACCUCCUGCACCUGGAAUGACCUGCACUGUGGGGAUGAGUACACGGUUGUAGUGAGAGCAAAGAGGCACAACUGCACCAGUCUGCCGAGCAACAGCUCAGUCAUCCAUAUGGACCCCUGUGCUCCCUGGAAUCUGUCUGCUGCUGUGAACUGUGAUAUGAAAGUGGUUUCUCUGAGGUGGGAUGGCAGCAAUGGGGCAAAGUUGUACAUGGUUGCAGCUGAGGCAGGACACCAUUCAGUCGGCCUCAACACUAACGUCACCACAGCCAGGUUCUCUGAAUUUAACUGCGGACAAAACUACAGUAUAAAAGUCACACCUCACAGCCAGCACUGUCCUGGAAACUCCAGCGCUUCAGCCUCUGUGCAGACCUGGCCAUGUCCACCCAUGGGAGUCUCUGCCAGCCAGGACUGUCUUACUAGUAUUGCUAUGGUAACCUGGCAGCUUAGUAAUGGGUCAGACUUCUACUCGGCCACCAUGCAGACUGACGCUGGCAUCUCAAAAAAGUGCAUGUCGGACACUGAACAGUGCAGCAUCCCUGGUCUGAUGUGCGGACACAACUUCUCUGUGUCUGUCACAGCUUCCAACCAGCAGUGUAACAUCACCUCCAGCCCAGCCACAAGUCUGCAAACAGUACCUUGCGUUCCCACUAAUGUCUCAGUGGUGAUGGACUGUGCCAACAACACUGCUGUUGUGUCCUGGUCUCCCAGUCAAGGUGCUGUAGAGUACUCAGUCAUGGCCCACAGUGCUCAUUGUAAUGACAGCUGUCAGACCUCUGGCCUUAGCUGUAGCCUCAGCAACCUCACAUGUGGCAGCCGCUACACCGUUCAGGUUGUAGCCAUGGAUGACAGCUGCUCUAGUGUCCCCAGUCAGGCUCUGCUAUUCGGCUCAAGCCCCUGCCCGCCUCAGGAUGUGAACGCCCAGGUCAACUGUUCGUCAAACAAUCUGGCAAUUUCCUGGGACGCCAUCAGAGAGGCUGACUACUUUUUGGUUUCAUUAGUUGCUGAGAACGGUGAAAGCGAGUCAUGUAACACCACAAACACUGUAUGUACCUUCAGCAAUGACACAUGUGGAAAAACCUUCACUGUCCAGGUCACUGCUGUCAGAGGAGACUGCCGCAGCAUGCACAGUCAGACCCAGAGCAUCCAGUCAGGGAAUCAAUGGCAGCAUCAACUGUGUGACCAACUCUGCCUGGAUUUCGUGGCUUAA